AUGGCUUACGAAUCAUCAUCUGCUGGGGAGUCUAUUAUGUCCGAUGUUUCUCGUUCUUCUACGGUCGAAACGUCGGCCAAGAGCGAAGAUGAAGGAAGACCCGCGUUGAAGGGACCCAAAGUUAAGAAGAGUGUUCUUUCUUUGCUCGAUGAUGCAUUUAGGUACUCAGCCUACGAUGAAUUUUCGAUGCCAGAUGGGUUUCUGAGAAGUAGGUCCAGAAAGGUUUGUGAUGGUGAUCAAGACGCGACCACAUUGCGUCCAAAUGCCAAUAAAAUCGAUGAGAACGACAAGCUGGCAGGAAGGAUACGAAAAGGGCGAAAAGUUAAAAUGACGAAAAUGGUAACCAAGGCUACGGUUACUGCUCAAAAGACAAAACGCAGUGCCGCUUACGGUCGAAAAAACACUGAUGCCCAGCAGGUGAUAAAGCGUGAACCUGGCCCCGGAGUCAAAAAAGCGACAAGCUUCUCUAAAGGUACGCUCAGAAAAAGUACUAGUUCAGGAGUUAAACGCGGCAAAAAUGGUGUUACUGUCGCCAAAGGGCGGCGUAAGAAAGCCGACAUACCAAAACUGGACUCAUUUAUUACCAACUGGGAGUCACACUUGACCAAGGUCACUGGCAUAGUUGAUUUGGAUGGUUUGAGAAACUCAAGCGGAUUUAAGGAAGAGCUGGUGCAUUCUUGCAACGUUCAUAGGCCGAAGUCAACUCAUAAUCGAACUGUCAAACUACGCUAUAUCCUGUAUCCCGACUAUUUCGAAGAGUUUGUGGUGAAUUUCAAAUCUGAUCUGUCAAGGUACAAUCCAAUGAGUGAAAUCGGGCGAAUAAUAGAGUUUACUUGCUUGGUGUACGUUCCUCCUAAAUAUCGUCCCAGGAUGGAGACACAGAUCAUCAAGCCUUUGAACCACUCUUUCGAUUUGGAAGAUCAAGAUGAGUUUGUUAAAUUAAUCGAACUGUACAAUGAAUUUAUUUCAGGCAUCCCAAGACCUGAAAUCCUUCAACAGCUUGCAUCGCUUCGGGACCUUCCGACUUCAUUCUUACACACGAUACUCCAUAUGGUGUAUGUUCGAACGAUUCAUCCCAAUGCUGGUGCCUUGAAGAAAUAUCAGGCGUUCAGCAACUACGUUUAUGGCGAGCUUCUUCCCAAGUUCCUCACAACAACAUACGAAAAAUGUGGUCUCAAACCUGAACACAUUUUUAUGGAUCUGGGAUCCGGAGUGGGAAAUUGUGUAUUUCAAGCAGCCUUAGAGUUUGGGUGUAAGCUGAGUUUUGGGUGUGAGCUUAUGCCCAACGCAAGCGCUCUGACCGAAGCUCAAGAAAAAGAACUGAGGGCACGAUGUAAACUGUAUGGCUUGAAUGUUGGAUCUCUUCAGUUUUCCCUACGGAAAAGUUUCGUAGGUAAUCCUGAGGUACAGGAACUUUUGCCGCAGUGUGACGUCCUUCUUGUCAACAACUUUAUCUUUGAUGCGAAGUUGAAUGAGCUGGUACGAAAACUCAUACAACCGCUGAAAGUUGGAUGUAAAAUCAUCACUUUGAAGAGUUUAAGGCCAUUUGGCCACACGGUCAAUCAUGACAAUGCAACAGACAUUCUAAACCGAUUAAAAGUGGAGAAAUUUGAACUUGAGGAAGACAGUGUUUCAUGGACUCACAGGGGCGGAGAGUUCUUUAUUUCGACAGUGCAAGAGGAUAUCGAAGGUGAAAUUUUUACCACGCAUUCCAAGGGCCGCACUAGAAGUAAACGUGUGGUUAAGUAUACAAGGUGA
Molecule: messenger RNA, 1758 nt
Organism: Lachancea dasiensis
Lineage: Eukaryota; Fungi; Ascomycota; Saccharomycetes; Saccharomycetales; Saccharomycetaceae
Source: the annotation of a GenBank genome assembly